AAAUAGAAAACAAGAAAAGAAUAUCACACAUUCUCAGAUAUAUACACAUAUAUAUGUCACUUAUUAAUACGGAUUACUGUGAGCUGUAAGCAAGUAUGAUGUGUGAGAGUGUGAGAGGUAAGAGAUGAUGUCCAGUGUAUGUACAUAUAUUUAAUAACCGAGAGAAGGAAAAAUAAAAAUUAAUUCAAUGAAACACACGGAAAAAUAAUUAUUAAAUUUGUUUAAAAUCUAAUAAUAAUUAAAUCUAUAAAUAUUAAUCUAAAAUAUUUAAUUAUUGGAGCUGGAGAAGAUUAAAAAGGUUAAACAGCAGGUGGUGGCAGUGGUGGCUUUGGAUGGAUACGAUGAACGCUAACACGAAUCAUGCAAAAUAUAAUUAUAAAAGUCAUCGGACGGUUGAAGAAGGUGCCUUUGACUCGAGGAAAAUUAAAAAAGAGUCUAAUGAGAUUAUUUGUGGAGAAAUUGAUAGUGGAAGCUACGAUACUGGAGCAUCUACAACAACAACAACAACAACAACAACAACAACAACAACAACUAGUACGGCAACUACAACUACCUCAACACCAACGCAAAUUUCGACAACCCCAUUAUCAUCAAAUAAUUUAAUUAAUGAUGAUCAUUCAUCUGCAAUAACCCGUGAACGCAGUACAAAUAGUUCACGACAGUCCAAUGGUUUUCAUCCCGAUCUUCAGGAGAUUAUUGCUGCUAAAUUAAAUACCAACUCACAUGGAUUGUCAUUGGCAGCUAAAAAUGAUAAAAUACGUCAUCUUAUUGAGGAUAGUAUCAGUGAGGAAUCUAAACUACGAGUUGACGAAAUUUAUCUUCAAGUUGAACAGCUUAAGGUGGAUGAAAAGUUACUGUUGUACCUGAAAUUGCCAGCAUUAUUGACAAAUCCUAGUGGUACGGUUGAUCCAUUGAGACAACCAUUAAAUCCUCUUGGUAAUCGUUAUGAAAUUCAUCAGACUAUUAUGUGGAUUAAAACACAUUUGGAAGAAGAUCCUGAAGUCUCUUUGCCAAAACAAGAAGUUUAUGAUGAAUACAACGUUUUUUGCAUGAAAAAUUCCAUGAAACCACUGUCAACUGCUGAUUUUGGUAAAGUCAUGAAGCAAGUUUAUCCACGAGUACGACCACGGAGGCUUGGUACUCGUGGUAAUUCACGUUAUUGUUAUGCUGGAAUGAGAAAAAGAAUAAAGCUUGACACUCCAACACUUCCUUCUAUAAUUGGUGUUGCGGAUGAAGAUGAUUGCGAAGAAAUAAUGAGUGAAGAAAUGCUUGGAGCAGCUUCAACGUUAAUUCGUGAAUGGGCUGAAAGUACAUUAGGUUAUAAAUUUACAUCGUUAAGCGCUUUGGCUCGUCAUUUAGUGGAUAAUCUAUGUGUCGAUACUCGAUCAUUGGCAGCUGUUUGUAUUCUCAGUGCUUCUGGAGAUGUUCAAAAUUCAUCCAAUAAAGUUAUAGAGACACCUUUGAAGUCAUCGACACCGGUAGGAGGUAAACCAGUAAAACUUCGUGAAGCUCAAUUACAAUUACAGAAAAAACUUCAACAACGGGAUCAAAAAAGUCGAAAUUCAGAAGCCAUCGUCAGUCAGUCCAAGGAAAGUAAUGGAAGUGAUACUGUGAAAAAUUCAAUAGGUAAAUCUUAUAAAAAAAGUAGAACUAGUUUAUCUCAAUCACCACAAACCACAAAUUCAACAGGAAUUGUAUCAGUUAAAUCAUCAUCAUCAUCAUCUUCGUUAGUAACCACAAGUCGGUCUAGAAAGUUAUCGAGGUCUGCUAGUCAGGCUAGUACGGUAUCACCACAAUUAAACUGUGAUAAUACUGCUGGACGUACGUCUGUUGAGCCCUUAAAUAAUGGGUUAAAUGUUAGAUCUUGCACAAGUACUCCUAAUGAUUCUUCAACUAUAACAACAAUUAAAAAUUCACGUAAACGUGUUAGUUUAGAUCAAACGCGUACUAAUAAUGAAACAAGCCCUGAAAAACAAGCCAAGCUUGACAGUGAUAAAGAUAGCUUGAUAAUAAUUAAAAAUAAUGAUAAUAAUGACACAAAAUUAUCUUUAUCAUCUAAAUUAAUAAAUACAAAUCAACGUUCUAAUAAAAUAACAGUUGUCCCACCGGGUAAUUUAAAAAUAAAAAAACUUGAUAUUAUUGAUGAUAAUAAUGUUAUUAAAAUAGUUAAAUACCGUGAUAAUAAUAAUUUAUUGAUAGAUAAUAAUCGUAUUAUAAAAUCUAAUGGCCGUUCCAGUGUUUAUAAUUCAAAUAUAAAUACUGUAACAACUCCUGUUAUUGUUGAUGAUACUACAAGUAUUUUACUUAAAGAUCAAAUUUGUGCUUUACAAGAUAGUAAUAGUAAUACAACAGAUGAUUUUUUAAUUAAUAAUAAAAAUGAUAAAUUAACUACUAUUGAUAGUGAUGCAUUGGAUGAUUAUUUAAAUGGCGGUAAUAAUUCGCAAGAACCUGAAGAAGAAUUGUUGCAAUAUUUUCAACAAUCAAGCUCAUCUAGUUCUGACGCUGACGCUACUUCAUUGUCAUUAUUAAAUAGUUGUAACAAUACUAUUACUACUACUUCUAUUGGUAAUAAUAAUAAUACUACAACAACAACAACAACAACAACAACAACAACAAUAACAACAACAACAACAACAACAACAGCAACAACUACAACUACUACUACUACUGAAAUUGAUCAAACAUCAAGAUCUGAUAAAGUAUCACAAUUACGUUUAAUAUUGCAACAGAAUCUCAAAUAUGGUACAAUAAAACCAACGGAUAUUACUAAAAAGAAGAAUAGUAAUGAUAAAAUUAAUAAUAAUACCAAUUAUAAUAACAAUAUUAAUAUUAAUAGUAAUAAUAAUAAUAAUCAAUUAGGAAAACGUCAAGUACAAAAAAAUGAUAUUAUAUUACCGACAUUAUUAAAUAAUUCGAAUAAUUCAAAUAACAAUAAUAAUAAUAAUAAUAAUAAUAAUAAUAAUAGUAAUAAUAAUAAUUCUCGUAGACGUGUUAGCUUUGAGACAAAUGUUAUUGAACAUAACUCGGAAGCUAUUAAUAACAAUAAUUUACCAACAAUGAAUUCAAUACCUCAAAGCCCGAAUUCACGUCGUCGUAUAUUUAAUUUCACGCCAAUAUCACCAGGUCCACAGUCACCAAUAAAUGGACGUGCUUCCAAACCAAAUUCAGCAAAUGCUAGUCCUUUUGUAUCACCACGUAAUACACCAGUACCAAGAUCAAGAAGCAAUAUAGCAAAUGUAUAUAGAUCAUCACGUAAUAAUUUAAAACAAUUUUCACGAUCUAAUUCAUGUAACGCAACUUAUCUUUCUAAAAAUAAUAGUGACGCUAUUGAUACUACUUUUCGUGUUCCAACGAGUACCAAUGAAUCAACUAAAUUUUUACCAUCUACCUUGGUGGCUGGUGAAUCAAGAACAGCUGAUAAAAUAUUUGGAUCCAAUAAACCAGCCCAAGUACAAGUUGACACUACUAAUAUUGGAUCAAUAACAUUGGGACCAGAUGAUAAUAAUAAAACAACUUUAUCGUGUACUCCGUUAUUGUCAGACGUUAAUCCACAAAAACAAUUAUUGAUUAAUUAUCCAAGUCAAGAAAAUUUAUUGGAGAUAAAAAAUUUAAAUAGCAAACCACCGGCUAAUAAAACAACUGUAAUAACCAAACCAGCUGAUCAGGAGAUUAGUGAAUUAUUAAAUAGUGUUAAACAGUAUAAUUACAGUAAUAAUGAAAAUUAUUGUCGCUCUCAAUCAGUACCACUGCAUCGUAUGUUUAAUCCAACAUUAAUGUCACCAAUAUCAAAUCAAUUUUAUUCAAAUACCAAUAGUUUCAAUCAAUCAACAAGUAGUUCUCUUGUACAUACACCUGUACCCAGUGAAUUUGAUGACUUUGGGUCGAUAACUGGACAAUCAGAUAGUUAUUUAUUAGAUCAAGUUGACGCUAAUUUUAUAAAUGAUGAUCAACAAUUUUUAAUUGAAGAUAAAACAAUAUCAUCCGAGAAUAUUAAUAAAAUAUUUGAUCUACUUGAUGAUGAUAAUAACGACAAAGGCUUGAAUAAUAUUUUAAAUCAACAAAAUAAUGAUGAAGAAGACGAUGACAGUGGUUUAAUUGUUCUGGAUUCAUUACCGAGUGAUAGUAUAAAUUUACAAGACACAAUGUUGGACCCGUCGACAUUGAAUCCAUCUGUUGAUUCAUUUGAAAAAAUAAUUAUCCAACAACAGCACCAUCGGCAUCACCAGCUGCAAUCUAGAUCAUAUCCAAAUACUCCACUGCCUAAUUCAAUAACUCCAACGGCUUAUCAUCAAUCGUUUACUGAAGACAGCAAUGGACCACGGUCAUACCCACCGACUCCUAUAUCUUCAUCUCACAUUGGCUCGCAAGAUAUUUAUCACGAAACAAACGAACCAAUGCUAUCAAGCCCGACGUUAAAUUCAUUGAAUUUGCACUCAACAGAACACGGUAAUAAUGAUCCUACUGACAGUGUUUGUAGAAAUGUUAGUGACUUGUUGGAAACAAAUUUUCUUACUGACGGAGAUCCUGAUGAUGCACUUGAUCCAUUGACUAAUUUUGACGGGCUACAGGAUGUCGAUUCACUGGCUCCUUUAUUUAAUGAAGUAUCUGAUACUAAUCGUUGAUUUCAUUAUUUUUAUUUAAAUAUUUAACGUUAUUUUGUUUGAGCUGGGGGUUUUUUUUUUUUUCUGCAGUUGAUUUUAGGAAAAUAAAAAACACUGCCAACAAAAUAAUGUUGUUGAUUAUUGUUUCAAUGGCAGAAACAUUUUUUUUUUUUUUUUUUUUUUUUUUUUUUUUUUUAAAUUAAAAUCCAAGUUAAAUUGAAUU
Messenger RNA from Cotesia glomerata, 4824 nucleotides. RefSeq lists its product as uncharacterized. Gene Ontology annotation, molecular function: DNA-binding transcription factor activity, RNA polymerase II-specific; RNA polymerase II cis-regulatory region sequence-specific DNA binding. NCBI's taxonomy places the organism in Eukaryota, Metazoa, Arthropoda, Insecta, Hymenoptera, Braconidae. The record is from RefSeq and is a predicted model, not a curated record. Gene Ontology annotation, biological process: regulation of transcription by RNA polymerase II. Bases 333 to 4622 code for a protein of 1429 amino acids. The transcript is spliced from 6 exons.